Molecule: messenger RNA, 2534 nt
Organism: Neltuma alba
Lineage: Eukaryota; Viridiplantae; Streptophyta; Magnoliopsida; Fabales; Fabaceae
Product: transmembrane 9 superfamily member 5
Exons: 7
Coding region: 141-2021 (626 amino acids)
Biological process (GO): protein localization to membrane
Cellular component (GO): membrane
Source: RefSeq, a predicted model, not a curated record
CGGCCUUUUCUGGUUUGGCGGGAAAAAAGUGCCUUUUCCCCGCCAAAAUUUAGCAGCCGGGCAGCCAGCGUUCUCCUAUGUCGUUUCCCAUCUCAAGAUGUCGUAUGCCGUUUUAGCUGUUAGAAGAAAGGUUACCUGUCAUGGCUGACUGCACGGUAUGGUUUGGGUUUGACUUCGACGGCACUGUAUCUAGGAUUCGUUUCAGUCCCCAGUGUGUUUCUCCGUCUUCAGCUUCAGCGUCCAUGACUAAAGUGCCCCAGGCCUUUCACCUGUUCCUCCUAUGUACCGCUCUCGCUUUAUCGUCUUCUCUAGUUGCAGCGUCUCCGGCGGAUCGCCGGUACAAUGUUGGCGAUCCCAUCCCCUUGUUUGUCAAUAAAGUCGGUCCCCUCAACAAUCCCAGUCAGACAUACGAAUACUAUGAUUUGCCAUUCUGCCGCCCAGACCCAAUAAUUAGAAAGAAAGAAUCCCUUGGCGAAGUUUUGAAUGGUGAUCGCUUGAGCAAUACUUUAUAUCAAUUGAAAUUCCGGGAGCCCAAAAUCGGUGAGACCUUGUGUCAAAAGAAGCUUACGAUUGACGAAGUUGCAAAGUUCAAGCAGGCAAUAAUAGAUGAAUUUUACUUCCAGAUGUACCUUGAUGAUCUUCCAUUCUGGGGUUUCAUUGGUCGAGUUGAAGAAGAAAGCUGGGCUGUUGGUGGCAAGGGCCCAAAGUAUUACCUUUUUAAACAUGUUCAGUUUGAUGUCCUUUACAAUGGAAAUCAAGUCAUAGAAAUAAAUGCAUUUGGUGAUCCAAAUCUUUCCGUAGACAUAACGGAAAGUGUUGAUGUGGAUGUUAAGUUCACUUAUUCAGUUAUCUGGAACACCACGUCUACACAUUUUGAGAACAGGAUGGACAGAUACUCAAGAACUUCACUGCUGCCUAUUUAUCAAAAAGUUCAUUGGUUCUCGUUUGUCAACUCAAUUGUCAUCAUUUUUCUACUGAUGGGUUUGCUUUCAGUGCUUUAUAUGCGGCAUCUGAAGAGUGAUUUGAAAAGAUUUUCUACUGUAAAUCAUGAAGACGAUAAAGAGGUUGGUUGGAAGUAUAUUCAUGGUGAUGCAUUUCAACAACCUCCCAAUUCACCCUUAUUUUUUGCUGUCCUGGGCACCGGUACCCAAUUGCUAAUCUUGGUGUGUAUAUUACUAUUUCUAGCAUGUAUUGGCACCCUCUAUCCCUACAAUCGUGGAAGACUACUAAACCUUCUUGUCCUGCUGUAUACUCUUUCUUCUAUUCUUGCCGGGUACUCAGCAUCAUCUUUUUGUGCCCAGUUUACUAAGGAUGGAUGGGAGAAGAGUGUUAUUCUAUCCGGAUUACUGUACACAGGACCAGUGUUUGUUACAGCCUCUAUCCUCAACGUCAUUGCAUUAUCUUAUGGGGCCACAGCUGCACUUCCAUUUGGCUCUAUUGUCGUGAUUCUUAUUUUAUUUGUAUUUCUCGUGAUCCCAUUGCUUGCGCUUGGUGGAUUGAUUGGAUAUCAGUUCAGGUCUGAAUUUCAAGUCCCCUCUACUACAAAGAGACAUCCUAGGGAGAUUCAAUGGCUUGCUUGGUAUAGGAGAACACCCUGUCAAAUGUUUAUUGGGGGUCUUGUGCCUUUCGCUGCUGCUGUCCUUCAAUUACACCAGUUGUAUGCAAGUAUAUGGGGCUACAAAAUAUACACUCUUCCUGGCAUCUUGCUUGUCACCUUCAUUACUGUCAUUCUGAUCACUGCCCUCGUCAAUAUUGGUUUGACAUGCCUUCAAAUAUCCGUGGAAGAUCAUGAAUGGUGGUGGAGAUCUGUGCUGUCUGGGGGCUCAACGGCCAUUUUCAUGUUCUUGUAUAGUAUCUACUUCUAUGUGAGAUCCAGUAUGAGUGGCUUAAUGCAGCUAUCUUUCUUUAUUGGCUAUAAUGCGUGCAUGUGUUAUGCGUUCUUCCUAAUAUUUGGUGCAAUCAGUUUCCGAGCUUCGUUAUUGUUUGUUCGCCACAUAGAUCAUGCUGUUAAGAGGGAGUGAAUAUACUCUUAGCAUCUAAGGACAGUGCCCUAAAAGGAAGCAGGAAAUCAGUUGUCCGUACAGAAGGUGAAAUCUACACGAAGAUGAUACAGAGUGUUUUUCAGCCUUGAAUUUCCAGACAAUGCCCUGUUAAUACAGAUUUGCGGAGUGCACUACACCGUACUUUCUUGGCCACAUGACAUAAGCAUCAGCAGAGGAAAUGACUGCUCAUUUUAAAAGGAGGUUCCUUAAUGACCUCAAAUUUAAGACGGGCUUCCUCAUGGCCUGCGCUUCGUUGUCUCUGACCAUGAGGUUUUGAUUGUCAAAGCGCUACAUUGAUAUUUCAAUUAGGUUUCCUGGCUUCUGUUUUGGAAGACUGUUAAUUUACCUAGCUAACAGGUAAUGCGUUGCAAAGGAAUUCCAUUGAGAAGCUAUGUGCGUCGUGCAUUUGGAUCUUUUUAUCGUACUGGAUGUCAAGUCAAAGUGUGAAUCUUGAUUCAUUUGAAGAUAAAUAACAAAUUUAACGUUUAGCAA